Messenger RNA from Stegastes partitus (bicolor damselfish), 2156 nucleotides. RefSeq names its product nitric oxide synthase trafficking (gene nostrin). Gene Ontology annotation, biological process: signal transduction. The record is from RefSeq and is a predicted model, not a curated record. Gene Ontology annotation, molecular function: protein binding. Gene Ontology annotation, cellular component: cytoplasm; plasma membrane. Lineage: Eukaryota; Metazoa; Chordata; Actinopteri; Pomacentridae.
AUGAGUGACUUUGGGAGGAGAGUGGCCAAAGUUCCAGGUCCAAAGUCAACCAACAGCCACAGUUUAAAGAUGAAGGACCCUAUCAGCACCUGCACUUAUAACCAGCUCUAUCAGAACGUGAAACGAUACUCAAAAAAUGGGGAAUACUUCUGCAAAGAGCUAAUGACAGUUUUUCAGCAAAGGGCUGAGCUGGAGCUUACUUACGCCAAAGGCCUGCAAAAACUCGCUGGCAAACUCAUCAGGGCCUCCAAAGGAAUGUCAAACAAUUCCACCUACAGCGCCUGGUGUCAUGUGUCAGAUGAGAUGUACUCAAGAGCAGACGCCCACAGAUCUUUAGGAAACGCAUUUCAGCAAGAAGCAAUUCUGGAAAUACGACAAGUCCUAGACGAGCACAACAAGAGGAAGAGGCCUCUUGACAGCGCCAUUGAAAGAAAUGGAAAACUUGUUACUGCUAACUGGAGUGAACAGCUCAAGAUAAAAAAGAAAUUAGUUGGACUGACCAGAGAACACGAGGCCCUGUUCAACUUUGUGGAAAACAACAGACAAAUCUGCACUGAGAAAGAAAAACAAAAGAUGCUUAACAGGCUGACUAAGUCAGCAGAGAUGCAGACGCGGGUGGAUGAGGAGUACUUUAACAUCAACAUGGAGGGUCAACAGAUGAGACUAAAGUGGGAAAACACGUUGAAAACCUGCUACCAGAUCAUACAGGAGCUGGAGAAACAGCGGAUCGAAGUUCUGUGCAACAUUUUGGGCAGAUACAACCUCCACAUGUCCGGCUGCGGGCAGACCCUCAAGCAUGGUCAAAAACAGAUAGAGCAGGCGGUGCAGCGGGUGGACGUGGAUAAAGACAUACAAAAGCUGCUGGAGGAAAACAGCAUCCCAGCACAAGACAACAAAGCAGAGUUUUUGAUGGCUGAUUAUUUUGAGGAAGACAGCAAAUCACUGAUGGGCAAAGACAGAAGAAGAGACGCCAUCAAGCUCAAACUCCAGCGUCUGGAGGACACCAUCGCCAAAACAAAGAAAGACUGCGAGGGAAUUGAAAAGCUGAUAAAAACAUACUCUGAAAAUCCAUCUUUUUCCAACCAAAAGAACCUUGAGGAAACCGAACAGCAGCUCGACGAGAGCACUCUAAAACUGGAUCUACUCGAGGCCACUCACUACAAACUCUCUGUAUCACUGUCUGAAUUAGACGGAAAGCCCAAGUCACUCCACCGAUUCAGUAGCAGCAUUUUGAAAUGGAAAGAUAAGGACUGUGAGCACAGCGUCGUUCAGCUGACUCGUCCAGUCAAACUCAGGAGGACGCCAUUCAGGUCCCGACAGUCGCUGAGAGCGUCCAUCAUUUACAAAGGACCGGCUCAGUUUGGAGCACAGCAGUCUGUGGAGCCUCCACCAAAUGUCACUGACCAGGAAACCUCCACAGCUGCCACACAGGAAACUGUAGCAGUGGAGUGUGACAGCACCGUUAACGGAGCGCUGCCUCACACAGACAACGACGACGACAAAGGACAAGACCAAACAACACCAGAGCUGUGCAGUAUAGGAAAAUGCAAGGCCCUGUACGACUUCACACCUGAACACGACGAUGAGUUGACUCUGAAAGAAGGAGAUCUUCUAGAUAUUUAUUCAAAGGAAGAAAACGGUUGGUGGUUUGGCACUCUUAAUGGACAGACAGGCCAUUUCCCUUCAACCUAUGUGGAAGAGCUGCCUGUUUUAGACAGCGUUAAAUCAUCUGACGCCUGACUGACUCGACUGAUUAACAGCAGAAAUGCAAAACUCACUGUGAUUCAAGAAGAUUCCUAAAUUCUGCAGUGCUGACACUGCACACACACACACAAAAGAAAAUACUUCUAUGUAUACACCAACAAUGUCAUUCAAUUUAAUGCAUCUGCUGACAAUCAGGAUCUGUGAUUCUAUUUUUUGCUGUGCUCUUGUUACUUGCUCUAAGGAUUUAUCCACUAAACUUUUAUACCCAAAUAAUUAUUUACAUUAUUUAUACUGCAAUGUGUACAGACAAACUCGGCUACUGAGAAUAUUUUAAAAAUGCAUACUUUAUUACAUCAAUGUGACUGACAGGAAAAUGAAACUGUUCUUUGAUAUCCCUACCAUCUGUAAAAUGAGUAACGAUGACAAAAAAAAAAUAAAACUGUUUACAUCAA